CCAAAGUUGUAUGACUUUCUCAAGCUACAAUUAUAAUAUUUGUUUCACAUAUCUUUAUUAGAUUUAAAAAGAAUGGACCUCCACACUCCUCAUACAGGUGGACCCUUGAUGGCUGUGGAGUUGAAAAAUAAUAUCAUUAUUCACUGGAGGGUACACGGUGUUCCUUUGCGAUUUAACAAAAUGCUUAUUACUGACCUGCAUUAUAUCAGCAAUGAUAUUGAUGAAAUUGCUGGUGGGCAUCAUGUCAUUGUCUUCACAUUCUUUGCUCACCUGGUUUUUCACCCGAUAACAUUUUACGUGUAUGAAGUGGCCAAAAUUUGUCAGUCUGUUGUUGCACUGCUGAGCCGCGCUCCAGAGACCACCGUCAUCAUCAAGUCUGGAAACACUGCAGGACUAAAGAACAUUUUUCAAAGUGAUUGGCACGUGUUGCAGUUGAACACAGUGAUGCGGGAGAUGUUCAGAGAUAUCGAAGGAGUCAUCUUCUUAGAUGUCUGGCAGAUGACUUCCUGUCACUAUCUACAUGAAAACAUUCACCCAGGACCUGUUAUCAUUGCUAAUGAUGUUGACAUGUUGCUCUCAUAUGUCUGUCCUACCUGAGGCCUGUUCAAGUUGAUGUGGUUGCAUAAAGUAAAAGGGAAACUAACC
Sinocyclocheilus anshuiensis is the source of this 645-nucleotide messenger RNA. Its product is annotated as NXPE family member 3-like. The transcript is spliced from 2 exons. The record is from RefSeq and is a predicted model, not a curated record. The coding region runs from base 73 to 597 and encodes 174 amino acids. NCBI's taxonomy places the organism in Eukaryota, Metazoa, Chordata, Actinopteri, Cypriniformes, Cyprinidae.